Molecule: messenger RNA, 588 nt
Organism: Parathielavia appendiculata
Lineage: Eukaryota; Fungi; Ascomycota; Sordariomycetes; Sordariales; Chaetomiaceae
Exons: 2
Coding region: 1-588 (195 amino acids)
Source: RefSeq, a predicted model, not a curated record
AUGGCUAGCAUGGCGAAUACCAUUUCUACAAAAUAUGAGGCACUCCAUGCUGCGGAUCCCAGCCGACUCAGCUUAGCCAACCUGCCUUUGGAGAUCCCUCUCCAUAUCAUCGAGGACCUUUUCAAGCUAAGGGAUGUCCAGAAGAUCAUCCUCAGGCCGCCGCCCAUGAACGGAAUUGGCGGCGUCUGCCGCCUGUUCCGGCACAAGUACUGCAAGAUCAGGCCAACACGCUGGGGCGCACAUCUCUGCCCUGCCGGACCAUACCAUGUCGGCCUGAAGCGCGACAUGUUCUAUGUGCGGUUUCACCAUCAAGACAGCAUAUUCGACUUGAGCCAUCAACACUUGAACUUGGACGUUUACCUGGGGAAAGACGAGUUCGGCGGUAUUCUGGACGGAAUCGAGCGAAUGGCGACGAGCGCAUAUUGCGUUUCGUAUGAACUGGACCACUUCAACCCACCCGGUCGCUUGUAUCUUCGGCACUUGAGCCCGCAGAGCAGAGAGCUCAUCGUCCUGCCGCCUGCCUGGAGUUUGGAGAAAAAUCCUGUUAGCGAUGACGGACUGGAGCUGAACCCGUGCUGGAGCCCUUGA